Molecule: messenger RNA, 1767 nt
Organism: Episyrphus balteatus (marmalade hoverfly)
Lineage: Eukaryota; Metazoa; Arthropoda; Insecta; Diptera; Syrphidae
Product: maltase A2-like
Exons: 8
Coding region: 23-1708 (561 amino acids)
Biological process (GO): carbohydrate metabolic process
Source: RefSeq, a predicted model, not a curated record
CAAGAACACAAAUCUCAACAAAAUGAUGAAAACCCAACUGUAUGCAGUUUUCAUUAUUACACUCAGCCUAAGUUUUACCACAUUUGCUGCUACUUUAGAUUGGUGGGAAGAUGCUUCACUUUAUCAAAUCUAUCCAAGAUCUUGGAAGGAUAGCGAUGGCAAUGGAAUUGGAGACUUACAAGGAGCAACCGAAAAACUAGAUUAUCUCAAGGAAAUUGGUAUAACAGCUGCUUGGUUAUCGCCAGUUUUCAAGUCACCCAUGGUUGACAAUGGUUAUGAUAUUUCCAAUUUCACCGAAAUUGAUCCAAUUUUCGGAACUUUGGAAGAUUUUGAUGCUCUGAUUGAAAAGUCCAAGGAAAUUGGUGUUAAACUUAUUUUGGAUUUUGUGCCAAAUCAUUCGAGUGAUGAAUGUGAAUGGUUCAAAAAAUCAGUCAAUCGAGAAGAUGGAUACGAUGAUUUUUAUGUUUGGGCUGAUGGUUUGAAUGAUCCACAAAAUCCGGGACAAAAAUUACCUCCAUCCAAUUGGGUUAGUGUAUUUGGUGGACCAAUGUGGACAUGGAACGAAAAACGUCAACAAUUCUUUCUUCAUCAAUUCUUGCCACAACAACCUGAUUUUAAUUUCAGAGAUGAAAAAGUUCACGAAAAAUUGUUCGAUGUUUUGAAAUUCUGGCUUGAUCGAGGUGUUGAUGGUUUUCGAAUUGAUGCUGUUCCUCACAUGUAUGAAAAGGUUUUUGAGAAUGGAACUUAUCCUGAUGAAGAUCCAAAUAAUCACAUCAACACUCAGAAUCAGUAUGAAACUGUUGAGUUGUUGUAUAGUUGGAGGAACUUUUUGGACAAUUAUCAAAAAGAAAAUGGCGGAGAUACAAGGGUCUUGCUUGCCGAAGCUUACUCACCAAUCGAAUGGCUUGAUAAGAUCACUGGAAAUGGAACACACAACGGUGUUCAUGUUCCAUUCAACUUUGCAUUUUUACAGUUAAAUUUAACAGUGAAUGCAAGGAAUAUAGAAACUUUGGUAGAUUCGUGGAUGAAUGUUAUGUGGAAGAAGCAUCAAACAGCCAAUUGGUUGACUGGCAACCAUGAUAAAGACAGAAUUAUCGAACGAGUUGGUGAAAAUAAGACAGAUUUAAUGUAUUUCCUGCUAACUGGUUUACCCGGCGUAACCAUCACUUAUAACGGUGAAGAAAUUGGAAUGUCCAAUGUUGCUACAUGUCAAAAUUGUUCUAUUGCUGAAGAGCGUAAUAAUGCAAGGAGUCCUUUCCAAUGGAACAACGAUACAUCAGCUGGAUUCUCAUCGUCGAACAAUACCUGGUUACCAAUUAGCAAUAAUUACACAAAAGUUAACGUACAAAAUCAAUUAUCUUCGAAAAAAAGUCCGCUAAGACUUUUUAUAGCUUUGCAGAAAUUAAUGGCAACACCUGCAUUCAAAGCAUUUAAGGAUAAAGAUGGUUUUAGUUAUGCGGCGGUUAAUGAAAAUGUUUUUCAAAUUAUUCGACGAUCUUCAGAUGAAGAAUAUCGUUUUUUGAUCAAUUUUGGUGAUAAUGAAGAAGACAUAGGAGGAAUCUUAAGAUCAGGAAACGAGAACAGCUUGUUCGAAUAUACGGUUGUUAGCAGAAAUUCUCCUCAUGCUAUUGGCGAUACUGUAAAAUUGGCAGAUAUUAAACUAAUGCCAGUUGAGGGAGUUGCUUUGAAAAGAGUUGACGAAAAUUAAUGAAACUGUUAUCUUUUGGAUGAAGAUAAAUAAUAAUCUAAUUUAUCUAAUAUUUUAUG